Messenger RNA from Opisthorchis viverrini, 1200 nucleotides. RefSeq lists its product as hypothetical. The transcript has 7 exons. The record is from RefSeq and is a predicted model, not a curated record. Gene Ontology annotation, molecular function: N-acetylgalactosaminide beta-1,3-galactosyltransferase activity. Bases 113 to 1090 code for a protein of 325 amino acids. NCBI's taxonomy places the organism in Eukaryota, Metazoa, Platyhelminthes, Trematoda, Opisthorchiida, Opisthorchiidae. Gene Ontology annotation, cellular component: membrane.
CUGUUUGAGAGUCAGUUUGCGGCCGUAACUGCUACUUUAUGGUCCACUUAGCGACUAAGAGGCUCCGACAAUUUGACCUGUCAGAUUUAUCCAGAAGAAGAGAUUUAAAGGCAUGCGAAUAAAUGUAGUCCGCUCAGGCACUUUUCUCGUCUUUGGUGCCAUUGUCGGCCUUGUGUUCAUCAAAGUGACACACCUACUCCUCGGACCUGUUCCUCCUAUAAACGGUGCUCGCAACAAAGCAUACAAGGCUGUAAACGAUCCAGAACUUCAGAUAGAUGUCUCUCAGUCACGCUUUCUCCGGAAACGUGACAUUCGUGUUCUGUGCUAUAUCAAUACAUACCCAGAAAAUUACAGAAAAAAAGCAUGGCACACGCACAACACCUGGGCGCGGAAAUGCACCACACAUUUUUAUACCAGCACUGUCGAGGAUCCUGUGAUACCGAUACUGAAGCUCAAUCUAACUCAGCCUGAAACACGCGAUCAUUUGUGGAGCAAAAUGCGUAACAUCCUAAAGCGAAUCUACCAGUAUGUGGACCAGUACGAUUUCUUUUUCAAAGCCGACGACGACACUUACGUCGUUCUGGAGAAUUUCCUUCUAGUCCUUGAACAGUAUUCACCAGAUGAUCCAUUUUUGAUGGGAUUCUGGUAUCCGUCCAAUACACAGGGUGGCUACUUCUCCGGUGGAGCAGGCUAUGUAGUCUCUCGUGCGGCGCUACGAAAAUUAGUGGAAGAAGCGAUCGACAAACACCGUUACUGUCCUUCGUUUGACGAAGACAAAGAAGACGUGAAAAUCAGUAGGUGUGGCCAAGCAGUCGGUGUUAAAUUAUAUCGACAUUUCGACCAAAACUCCAAGGAAGUGUUCAACUGGUUGUCUCUAGGAGAACUUCUGGGCCUCAGUGUAUUGAAUAUUCCACGUUGGCUGCCACAAAAAAUUAGUGUUGAAUUUCCCUUUGUGGAAAAAUCCAUGUGUAUCGUGAGUGAUGAGGCGGCCACGUUUCACUACAUCACACCAGGUAUGCAGUAUAUUAUGGAAUUCAUCCUCUACACUCUCCGACCGGUGGGGAUUGUUGAAAACCUCGAAUGUGGAUGAAGCCGAUUUGUCAACAGAGGAGAAUGCAAAUGCAUUUUUCAUUCAGACACACCUAGUUUUGUGAAAAUUUGAACUUUUGCAGCGAUUAUUUUUCAAGAAAUGUGCUUCCA